This is a messenger RNA of Diachasmimorpha longicaudata, 1553 nucleotides long. Its product is annotated as palmitoyltransferase ZDHHC6. The transcript is spliced from 7 exons. The coding region runs from base 82 to 1185 and encodes 367 amino acids. Gene Ontology annotation, biological process: protein palmitoylation. Gene Ontology annotation, molecular function: palmitoyltransferase activity. Gene Ontology annotation, cellular component: Golgi apparatus. NCBI's taxonomy places the organism in Eukaryota, Metazoa, Arthropoda, Insecta, Hymenoptera, Braconidae. The record is from RefSeq and is a predicted model, not a curated record.
AACAAAGGACUUUUUGUUGUGAAAAUAAUAACGGAGCCGGGGAAUGUACAGAAUAUCCUGGGGUUCUGUGAGGUUAGAAGGAUGUGCAUCGGUCCAGUGAACAGGAUAUUCCAUUGGGGACCACUUACCGCUAUCGCGAUCAUCAAGAUCAUAACCCUGAUGACAAUUCACUGCAGCAGACAAUGGUGGUCCCCCCAGGAGAGUCUCUCUGGUGCUGUUAAUUUUUUCCUAUUUUUUAGCCUCAGUGGAUCGACAAUUUAUCACUUCAUCACAGCUAUUUACGAAGGGCCAGGGUAUCUCCCUUUGAAGUGGAGACCGGAGAGGCUGGAAGACACUCAACAUCUGCAGUUCUGCAGAAUUUGCGAGGGUUUCAAGGCUCCACGAAGUCAUCACUGUCGCAAAUGUGGACGAUGUGUCCUGAAGAUGGAUCAUCACUGUCCCUGGAUCAACAACUGUGUUGGACACCAGAAUCACGGACACUUUGCAGCUUUCCUAGCGAGUGCUGUUGGGGGUUGCUGUGUAUCAACUGUCAUCCUCAUCUGCUGGUUAAUGACAGUUUUAUCAAGAAGAAAUAUUAAUUUUCCUCCACCGUCUGUGUUCACUCUAGUCAUCGUCGUCUUCACCAUCGGCCUGUCCAUCGGCGUCGUCCUGGCGCUAUCAGCGAUCGUUCGAAAUACCACUGGCAUUGAGGAUUGGAUCCUGGAGAAGGCGAGGUACCGUAGAAUGGGCACAAGGGAUGUGUUCCUUCACCCUUAUUCGAUAAGGUGGGGUGUCAAUGUCAGGCAAGUCAUCAAGUGGAGUUGUGAACCCGAUGGCGAUGGGAUUUUAUGGCCAGUUCGAGAGGGAUGUGAUCAAUAUACACUCACAAGGGAACAGGGCCAUCAGAAACAGGAGAAACGUCGCAGGGCGAGGAGGUACCGAGUGAUAUCGAGGGUAUCGGGGUCCUGGGUGCCCAUUACCUUCGGCUGGAGGGUUUUAUGUCAUCCUCCGUGUACCGACGAGCCCAGGAUGAAGCUCAGACCCGAGGACAUCGUCAUUGUGACAAGAUGGCGACGGCACUGGCUGUUCGGCGAGAAGAUCCAGGAGAUCGAUGAUCCAAAGGUGCGGGUAAAAGGAUGGUUCCCACGUACGAGUGCUAUCGAGGUCGUGGAUAAUGAGGAUUACGACUCCUUCAAGGACGAAUGAGGAUUGUCAUUGUGUAAUACGAAUAUCAUCACGUGCGUGUUGAUCGUUCAGUAAAUUUGCAGUUUUUUUUUUUAUCUCGUUCGUUAAUUUUUUUUUUUAUUGGUUUAGUAUUCAUCGGAGUGGAGGGGGCAUUCGGGAUAAUUGUAAUUACGUGUAAUCCGUGAUUUUUAAUGAGCUGUAAAUGACACCGUUGGAUUUUCAAGGAUGAAUUUGCCUGGAGGUACGUUCCCUUGACGAUUUCCGUGGAAUUGUUUAUUGUAAUUGGAUUUUUACUUAGUUGAGGACGACUUAGAUGGGUGGAACAUUUUUUUUGUGUAAUUACGGUAGUUCAUUAGGAGUUUAAAGGAAUAAAAUCAUUUUUAAGACGA